This is a messenger RNA of Paramuricea clavata, 2572 nucleotides long. The record is from the annotation of a GenBank genome assembly. NCBI's taxonomy places the organism in Eukaryota, Metazoa, Cnidaria, Anthozoa, Malacalcyonacea, Plexauridae.
CCCAGCUGUUUAUUCGUCGUAUAUUCGUAUUUAUACAUACCCGUAUUUGGCAUUGGAAGUUUUUUAUAUACAUUGGCAUUGGAAGUUUUAUAAAUAGGCAUUGCCGAUGGCAGCACGGCUAGUCAGUAUGCAAAAUAUGAGCACAGUCGCUUCGAGUAUCAUAUUCAAGCGUAUAUCUUCAAGAUUUUUGCAUAUGGGUGAAUAUUUUAGUCGCGGAAUUCUGAAUGAAAUUGAGCUUCAGACCGCAGUACCCUUGGCUGGACGAAAACAUUUGGUCAGUUCAAACUCACCUGGCUUUCCAAAGUAUCUGUCAGGCCCGAAAGAUGAUUUCCCAAUGCUGGUUAAAGCGAGGAAAGGGCAAGAGACUAGUAUGAAACACUGGGCUUUAAGAUCUCGAGAGAUUAUUGAUCAAGCAUAUCAAAGGUAUGUCAGCUAUGCGUCACAGCUCCCAGACUGGAAAGUUUGGAAAUUGCGCGCCGGAGAUUUCGAAAAUUUAAUAGUAAAUAUAUAGAAAGGCUAGCUUCGUAAACAAAUAUUUUUAUUCGCGAGUUUUCUGCUAUCAGACUGUAGCCUUCAAGACGUAAAAGAAAUACCUUUACAGCGACUUGUUUAUUAUAUACUGAUGAUUAGCUGGGCGAUUGUAUAGACGGGUAAUUUUGCGCCCAAAAUACGCAACGUUUGCCUGCCAAAUUAUAUGCCACCACAUGCUAAAUUUUUGAAUGGCUUAUGCGUCCAAUCAAUUAUACUGUUAGCAUCCCCCCUCCCCCGGGCAUACCUCUGGGCAUUUGAACUUUUUGAAAUUUUGUGAUCAAAUUUCCCACUGCCAGGACAAAAAUUCUGUUCAAAUGCCCCACAUAUAACGGAAAAUUGAUGGUCAAGUGCCCCAACCCCCCAGGGUGCAUUCCAUGCAAUCGCCACGCCGAAGGUUUCAAAAUAUAUUAUUUUUUUACACCAACAAAUUUGAAGUAACGAAAAAAAAGCUUGCCAAUUAUCCAAUAUGGCUGACACACAUAUUUAGUCGACAAUCGAAAACAAGCACAUUAUUAGCCAGCGUGGCCGGCUCUUCUAGGGUUGAGAAUUGAAGAAGAGCCUGCCCGGAAGCCCUAGUAAAAUUGGCUGAAUUUACGUUGAUAACCGGUUGAUUGGCAAUGUAAGCUAAUUUAUUCAAAAAUUUAAAAAUAAAUGCAGUAAAAACAAACGGCAUCGUACACAUUAAUAUAUUGUACAGUAAUAAAAGUGUAAACCUGUUGGCUAAAAUAUAAAAAUUCAAAAGACAAAGUGUAAAAUGUAUAACAUAUACAGCUAUCUAAACAGAAUAAGGCAAGCCAUACUGCAUAGCUAUUUAUAAUAUAGCAUUUGUAAAUUCUGAGCGCUGAUUGGCUAAGAGCCGUGUUGAUAUAACUCCAUGUCAACACGGGAAAUUUUCCGCCGCUUGUAACACGGAAAUUUUUCUUAUUCUUCGGGCUUUUGACAUUGCUAUAUUAUAAAAAAAAUAUAAAACAUUUUUUCCGUAUUGAUAUAUAGUUAUAUCAACACUCGUGGAAGUUGGGAAAACUCGAAAUUGUGUGAAAACACUCCGCCCUUCGGGCGUCGUGUUUCCACACAAUUUCUCGUUUUCCCAAUUUCCACUUGUGUUGAUAUAACUGUAUAUCAACACGGAAAAUGUUUUAUAUUUGUUAAAUGUCAUAUGACUUCAAGAACCUUGGCUGUCCUUGCCUUGUUUAAUACAUUUUGCACACUGAUUCCCCAUUGUGUUUCUACAAUGCAUAUAAUAAUAAUACAACGCUCUCUUUGGAGCUUUUAAAUUAUUAAAAUACAUUUGCCUGCCAACGUGCAUAACACGGAAAGAAGUCUAUUUACCUUUUAUUCCUAAGUCAUUUAUUACAUUGCCACAGUAUAGUAUAAACAUAUUGCUUUCAAUAAACUUUUUAAUAGAUGGAUAGCGAUUCAACUGCCUGGAAAAUACAAGCAAAACGUCGGUCGGAAUUUUUAGCGAAACCUAAGGCCUUUCCACUUUGUCUGGAAAUUACUCAAAUUAGUAGAUGGAGACUGUUCAAAAUUAUAUUAUUGCUUUGCAACUGUAUGGCUGUACUACUGUACUUAUAAUAUUGCAGUAAACAUAUGUAGCGCUGGCUAGUAAAUAUGCAGCAAUUGACAUUUUAUGUCAUCAUUUGUACAAAACUAUUUCAAGUGGGCGGUGUUAAUAUGGAAUAAUAAUUAAGUAGGCGGUGAUCAAUUUUACUAGGGCUUCCAGGCAGGCUCUUCUUCAAUUCUCAGCCCCAUAGAAGAGCCGGCCACGCUGGCUAGCGCAUUAUGUGCAUACUAGAUAGAUAAGAAUGCUUGUUUUGUUUUUCAAUAACUAUUUUAAGCAUUGACAAUGGAAGAAUGUCUACAUUCCAUUUUUAGGAAGUACAAACCACUUUCAUGAUUGAUAUUCAUAUUUAAUAUUUUAAUAGGCAUAUAUUUUCAAAUAAAUACAGAAAUACGCCAACACGCCUACAUCUUUGCAAUCGGGAUGCCAUUACGCCAAGACUAGUACAUCUCCACGUCGGAGAUCUGCGAACUUUUGUAC